Molecule: messenger RNA, 3561 nt
Organism: Gambusia affinis (western mosquitofish)
Lineage: Eukaryota; Metazoa; Chordata; Actinopteri; Cyprinodontiformes; Poeciliidae
Gene: b4galnt1a
Product: beta-1,4-N-acetyl-galactosaminyl transferase 1a
Exons: 11
Coding region: 1493-3160 (555 amino acids)
Biological process (GO): ganglioside biosynthetic process
Cellular component (GO): Golgi membrane
Molecular function (GO): hexosyltransferase activity
Source: RefSeq, a predicted model, not a curated record
GUGAUCAGUUACUCAGUACUUGAGUAGACUUUUUACCAAAUGCUUUUUUACUCUUACUUGAGUAAUGUCUUAGGAUGCUACUUUUUACUUUUACUUGAAUAAAAGCAUGUUGAAGCUGCCUUGUUCUUACUUGAGUAUAAUUUGUGGGCACUCUGCCCACAUCUGGAGAAACCAUAAUCAAAUUACCUAAAUUUGGACUUGAUUUAAUUGUUGCAAAAUAUUGUUUUUGACUUUCAUUGUUUCAAAAUCAGCUUCAUUUAGCACUGGGGAUUAAAUAUCAUUUCUUAAUGUAGUACAGUGAGUUAUUUUUACGUCUUUUGUACUGCUUCCAAUAAUCCAUUCCAAUGCAGAACGAACAGAAAUAUGUCACAAAAAUAUUAGUAGCACCAUCAUUUAUUAUCAUAGACAUCUAAUAAUAUGGCUUAAGAUAAUGUUUGAUACAUAAAUUCUCCUUGAUGCAAAUCUAUAAAAAAAAUUUGGUUUCUGUUAGUUCUGUCAAGUUGCAAGAAGGGGCAAAUUUCAAUUAUGUUGGUAAGUCAUUUUAUUUUACAUGAUUGCUGCUGUAAGAGCCAUAGUUUGAUGACUGUUAUAUUGCCACGUUUUGCAAACAAAGGAGGGAAUUAGUUCAGUUUGGUCACUUGUUUAAGUUUAAGAAAUUGCAGCUGCUUCAGUGCGUGUGAUGGCUGCAACUACAGCCACCCAAAUGCAUGCUGGCUGCUCCAGUCCUUCAGCAGAACAGAGGUGGAGAAGGGGUGGAGCCAGCCUAUUGAAACUGCAAAUUGGUUUACACCACUACUCAUCAGCAAGAGGGGGGGGGGAAUGGGAUUUUCCUUUGUUAGUUAUAGUUAGGUUUUUGUGUGUUUCCCCCUUUGUGUCUUCUAUGUGGCCUGAUCAGCCAAUAUUUAAGUUUCCCCCUUUGUCUCAUAUCAGUAGGUCUGUUUGUUAGCCUGAGUUGAAUUUUGUUACUUUGACCUCUUUUAUGGGCCCAAAUUUGUAAUUUGUUCAUUAUUGACCCAUGUUCUUUGUUUUGGGUUCAAUAAAAAAGACACUUUUGAAUCUAAACCUGUGCCUGAAUCUCCUUCGACUGCUCAGACCAUCACAAUUGGUGUCAGAAGUGGGAUUUUUACAGUCAAAAGCACAGGUUUAUUUAUUUUUUAGUCCCUCCCCUGUUAUCAAGCUAUGCACAGAACAGGAAGGAGUGUCAAAGGAUCAAAAGGAGAUCCUCAAAACCAACCUGUUGGAAUGGAGGAGCAAGUUGGAGAAGAAAGUGGAGCCUCUGGAGGGGUAGAAAGCAAUGAGGGUAAGGAGCCAACAAUAUCUGAAGUGAUUUCCAUUCUUCGUGCUCAUAUGGGCCAACAGGAAGCCCAGGAAGUAAGACGAAGGGAGGAGUUUGAGCGGCAGGAACAGCGCUUCAGUGCACUAUGACACCAAUUUCAGCUAUUACAGGUGGAAGUGCAAGCUCGUACCACCCCUGCCUCUGAGCCUCAAAUGGAUGAAUCGCAAUCAGAAGCAGGUGAAGAUGAUGAUCCUCCAUGUGGCAGUAAUGAGCAAAUGUAUGCUCCCUCAGAUGCGUUUUAACUGCAGACAGGGCCUUAAAGUGAUUUCAUUUCUUGCUUUGUUGCUAAUUGUCCUCCAUUACAUCUGGAGCCCUUCAAACACCUUUGGAGUUAAUAUACAACCAGGACAAGGCAAUGAAAUCCAAAAACUGCUCAUUGAGAAAAGUCAACGCAUCAUGACUGAUUAUUCUGACAUUCCCUACAAGAUCAAAGAAAAUGUGGCAAGUCAGUUGCCUCAGAACGCAUGUGUGUGCCAGGCCGGAGAGGAAACCUUUCGUUUACCAUUCUCCAAUCUACUCUUCCCUCGUGUUUGGGCUCACAACCUCCAGCAGGCGUUCUUAGAAAUACAAUCUGAUCCUGAGAGUGUACAGCAACAGAGAGCAGAGGAGUACCACCAGUUGUUGAGAAGGUCCCAUAAUCCAGCAGAGAUGCUCGUCAUUGCCGAGGCUGACAAUCCUCUUCAGUAUCCGACCCAAGGUGUGAAGGUGCAACCCCUCAAAACAAUCAUCAUCCCAGGUCUGGGUCUCAGGCUGGAUGGCAAAAACAGCUAUAUGGUACAUUUGACAGCGACAAUGGGAACUUUUGACGUUGCUGCCACAGUGGACAGGGUCUCUGUAGAAGGAAUGGGUGAAAAGCACAUUUCACUGUCGAGUCCGGCUCUCUAUGCUCUGAACAGGCAGCUCCAGUUUGUCACAUAUACCAACACCAUAUUUCAUCCAAUGACCUCAGACCUAGUUCAGUUUGCGACUGAAGGCCACCAGUCAUUUUUCACCAUCAAGGUUGGACACAGAGUUGUUCCAAAACUUUACAAAUCUGGACAAAGUAAAGGGUACAACAUUACCUCUCUGGUUACCAUCGCUACCAAGACCUUUUUGCGCUACGACAAACUCAACGAUCUCAUCGCCAGCAUAAGGGCGUUUUAUCCCACCAUCCUCAUAAUUAUAGCGGAUGAUAACGAACACCCCCAAAAAAUGACCGGCCCUCAUAUUGAGCAAUACAUUAUGCCAUUUGCAAAGGGUUGGUUUGCAGGAAGAAAUCUGGCUGUGUCUCAAGUGACUACCAAGUAUGUGCUCUGGGUGGACGACGAUUUUAUCUUUACUGCAAACACCAAGCUGGAAAAGAUGGUGGACAUCCUGGAGAAAACCACACUGGAUCUGGUUGGUGGUGCAGUGAGAGAGGUUACUGGUUACACUGCCACAUACCGUCACACCAUUUCAGUGGAAGAAGGCGGAGAGGAAGGCGACUGUUUAAAUAUGAGGAUUGGAUACCACCAUGCUAUUGAGGGAUUUCCCAACUGUGUAGUCGCAGACGCCGUCAUCAACUUCUUCAUGGCUCGAACGGACAAAGUUCGACAGGUUGGCUUUGACCCGCGCCUGUCAAGAACAGGCCAUCUAGAGUUUUUUGUAGAUGCUCUGGGCACCAUGCACAUCGGCUCCUGCAGUGACGUCAUCAUUAACCACGCGUCAAAGAUCAAUCUGCCUUGGACUAAAACAGAAACACAGAUGGCCUAUGAGCUGUUUCGAUACUCUUCUACAAAUACGGGUAUUAGCCAUAAUGAGAUCUUUUACUUUAAGAACAGAUUCAAGUGCAUGACCAGUCAAUAAAAAUACACUUCCGCUGGUUUUACGAAAACAAAUAGUUGUUGCUCUUGGUUAAGAGAUAUUUUGCUUUUUCUGCUGACAACUGGAUUUAUUUAUUAAAAUUUUUUUUAAACCACCUAUUGUGACGUUAAUAAUCCAGCCGGUUCUUGGUGUUUGAAGCAAUCCUCAUUUUUUGCAAUUUAUUUACUGUUUUCACAUGUUUUCUUUUGAAGUUUACAUUCGAAUUUGCGAUGUAGAAUUUUGAUGCUAAUUGCACUGAGUUAGUAAUUUGAAUUUCAGAUCAGUUUUAACUUUGUGUUGUUAAUAUGUAUUUUUGUGUGUAAAUGGGCUAUUAUAAGUUGUCAUGAUGCAUUGAUCCUCCAGAGGAGGGAAUGUAUUUAAUUUGUACACAAAAAAAAACAAAU